Symbiodinium natans is the source of this 1659-nucleotide messenger RNA. The record is from the annotation of a GenBank genome assembly. NCBI's taxonomy places the organism in Eukaryota, Dinophyceae, Suessiales, Symbiodiniaceae.
AUGGCUCAGAUUCGAGGUAUGGUUCAUGACGAGGAGGACAAGAACGACACCGUGCCCCAAGCAGGACUACAGGAGGGUGUGUCGACGACACCGACGAUGGGGGCGAGUGCCAGUGCCGAGAAGCCGGCGACAGCUUCGGCUCCCGAAGCAGAUGGGGGAGCCAACCCUGACCAGGAGAAGCUGCCGACAGCUGCAGCUCCACAAGUAGCUGACCAGGUCCCAGAAGUGCCAGCCGCCGCACAAGCAGCCGGCCCAUCUGCGGACGAGGAGAUGCCAACUGCAACGGCCGCGGCAGCUGCAGCAGCCCCGCAGAAAGAGCAGGAGACGUCCGCGGCAGCGGCAGCUGUUAGCGAGGAGAAGAAGGUCCCAGAAGUGCCAGCCGCCGCGCAAGCAGCCGGCCCGCCUGCGGACGAGGAGAUGCCACCUGCAACGGCCGCAGCAGCUGCAGCAGACCCGCAGAAAGAUCAGGAGACGUCCGUGGCAGCGGCAGCUGUUAGCGAGGAGAAGAAGGUCCCAGAAGUGUCAGCCGCCGCGCAAGCAGCCGGCCCAUCUGCGGACGAGGAGAUGCCACCUGCAACGGCCGCGGCAGCUGCAGCAGCCCCGCAGAAAGAGCAGGAGACGUCCGCAGCAGCGGCAGUCGUUAGCGAGGAGAAGAAGGAGUCGGUACCAGCAGUGCCAGCCGCCGCACAAGCAACUGGCCCUUCUGCGGAGGAGAUGCCACCUGCAACGGCCGCAGCAGCUGCAGCAGCCCCGCAGAAAGAGCAGGAGCGGCCACUGGCGGCAGCGCCGCAGGCAGCCCGCCCUGCGGGCGAAGAGGGCCUCUUCUUCGUCGACGCGGCUGGCGAGGCUGCUGCCGCCGCCGAGGCCAGCAAGGAAACGCCGCCAACUCCUGCGCCGGCUCCAGCCGAAUCGGAAGAAAGCAAAGCGCCAGAAAAGGAGGCUGCUGAGGAAGCGACCUCUGCGAGCGUUCCCACCUGCACCCACUGUGGUCUGCCUGGGCACAGCAGCUCUGCCUGCCCCUUCGCGCACCCCGAGGACAUUGACCUGGGGGACAUAGAGGAGUCGGACUCCGAUGACGAGCUGAAUGACCUCUAUCCUCUCUUCAGCCGCUACGUGUCCCAGCACGUCGGGGCGCUCACGCCAAAGGAUAAGCGUGGGCUCACCGGCGGCGGGCGCUACUUUGGAAACGAAAAGCAGCAGGCCGCGUGUUGGGCUUGCGCCAAGACGGGCCACGAUGCCAACAGCUGCCCCGAUCGAGGAUGCUUCUUCUGCACGAAGAAGGGCCACGAGAGCCGGAGCUGCCCCCAGCGCUCGCUGAAGUGUGCCCACUGCGGGCUCCGCGGCCACGCGCCUGUGUCCUGCGCCACCUUAGCCGCGCAGCGGCUGAAGGACUUCAGCCAUGUCCGAUGCCUUCGCUGUGGCGGCACUGGCCACGCCAACUGCGGACCACCACCGAAAGCGCCGCACCAGCCGGCGGCGGUGACGCCGAUGCAAGCUGCCCACACGCAGGAGAUGUUGCGGCAAAUUGCCGCAGGCCGGGCGCGCGCCAAGGCCUUCAACACGGCGCCGUGGCGGAGGCCCGCAGCAACGGACGAGCCGCCGACUUCGAAGAUGAGACUUUCAGAGGCGCCAGUUCCGGAGCUGACUGUCUGCGACUAA